This is a messenger RNA of Triticum aestivum (bread wheat), 1957 nucleotides long. RefSeq lists its product as uncharacterized. The coding region runs from base 202 to 1770 and encodes 522 amino acids. The transcript has 5 exons. Lineage: Eukaryota; Viridiplantae; Streptophyta; Magnoliopsida; Poales; Poaceae. The record is from RefSeq and is a predicted model, not a curated record. Gene Ontology annotation, molecular function: protein binding.
AGCUCCUAGGGUUUGGUUCACGCCGCUGAGUGCGCGGCGGCGCCGAUCCGGUUUCGUCUCCCGCGAAUUGCCUUCGUCCGAUUCAAAAUCGAAAUUGUAACUGGGACGGCGGGAAGGCGGUCACCUUUGCCGGGUUCAAAUAGACAGAGAGAGGGGGGCAAAACCUGCCCCGAUUUCUCGUGUCGGCUUCAGCAGGGUAUCAUGGGGCUGAUGGCGCUCAGCCGGUUGAUGUCCAUGCGGCGGGAUCGGCGCCACCGGAAAAUCAAAUCCCGUAGUAUGUCGAUUGCUUCAGCGGCUAAACGAAAGGGCUCGCCCGGUCGACAAGUUGAUAACCCACGAGGUCGCAAACGGAGAAGGUAUUCAGUGCCGGAUCUUCCAAAGGACAUCUGGCAUGAUAUACUGUCCCUGCUGCCACUGACUGAUGCUGCUCGAGCUGGCUGUGUGUCUCAAACAUUUCGGAGCUCCUGGAGAUCCCAUCCUAACCUCACCUUAAGUAUGGAAACACUGCGCCUGGAUGGACAUACAUGCAGAGAAGAUAAACUGGGGCGGAUUUUCACCAACAGAGUUGACCACAUUAUGAGAAAACACUCGGGUGGUGUGAAGACAUUCAAGCUUCACUACUGUGGUUCUUUUUUUGACAGCAGUUAUCUCAACAGGUGGCUUGAGAUUGCUGUUACUCCUGGGAUUGAAGAAGUCAUACUUUCAAUGCCUGCAGGAUGCAACACAGUUAAUUACGACUUCCCAUGCUCAGUUUUACUCAAUGGGAGUGGAAACUCGAUUCGACAUCUUAACCUCGACCGUUGUGCUUUCCAUCCCACAGCGGGACUUGGUUGCUUGACAAGGCUGCAUCUGUAUCAGGUGCACAUUACGGGAGAUGAGUUAGGACACCUUCUUUCCAACUCUCUUGCUAUGGAAGAGCUGAAUCUGAAUCGUUGUGACAAGAUCAUCUGCCUCAAGAUACCUUCCCUGCUACAUCGGCUCAACUGCCUGACAGUGUUUCGUUGCACAGCUCUGGAAGUGAUAGAGAAUAAAGCUCCAAAUGUUUGCGCUGUUCACAUUGAUGGCGCCCUAGAGAAACUUCCAGUUGGAGAUUUAUUGCAAGUGAAAGAACUACAAAUGCUGCAUGUCGAUGAAUCUAACCUUGUUCAUUAUGCUCGUUCCAAGCUUCCAUUCAUUAUGCCAAAUCUUGAAUUCCUCAGCGUAUGUUCGGCUGAAGAGAUGUUCAGUACGCCACUCUUAGCUGUCAAACUCCUGUACCUUAAGAACCUGCAGAUCUUUCUUGAUGAUGGACAGCUGGGGGGAUUUUCGCCAGCCUAUGAUUAUUUUUCUCUAGCUUAUUUUCUGGAUGCUUGUCCUGUCCUGGAGAACUUUAUCUUGGGUGUAUUACAGACUCGAGUAAAGCAUGAAUUGAUUUCUGCUGGAGACUCAAGCAUGAGACGGAUACCAGGACAUCAGUAUCGCAACAUGAAGAAUGUCAGUAUAAUGGGCUUCUGCUCUGCAAAGAGCAUGGUCGAACUAACCUGCCAUAUUCUUGAGAAUGCAACUUCACUCGAGUGCCUUAUGUUGGACACUGUAUACGAUAAUCGGGAAGACACUGAUGGAUGUUGUGUCAAGGGAUCUUCUGGUGAAUGCCGCCCGAUAGGCAGGAGUAUGAUCAUGCACGCCCACAAAGGGCUAUGGGCUAUUGAAAAAUAUGUUGCGGAGAAAGUUCCAUCCACAGCCAAGUUAAAUGUUAAGAAGCUAUGCAGCCGCUGCCAUAAAAUUAAAUGAGUUGUGCAGCUGUGCAACCGUACCAUUCUUUGUAGUAGUAUUUGACUAAUUUUUUCCUCAUGUACCUUUGAGUCAACGAAACAAUCUAGUGGUGCUGUACAAGUACAUGAGCUGUGUUCUGUCCAGGCUGUUCUGUGUAAUGCACAUCAUUUGUCGGAUUGUAUAAAAUCCAAGGAACUUUCGUGCC